Lachancea dasiensis is the source of this 576-nucleotide messenger RNA. The record is from the annotation of a GenBank genome assembly. Lineage: Eukaryota; Fungi; Ascomycota; Saccharomycetes; Saccharomycetales; Saccharomycetaceae.
AUGCCCGAUCUCUCGCUUUACGCUGUUGAAGCACUCUUAAUUUUGGAUUCUGAAGGUAAGCGGAUAUACACGAAGUACUAUAACAGCCCACAUGAGAAGGCAGAUCAAACAUCUCAACAACCUAAGACAUCGUUGAAGCAACAGAAAGAGUUUGAAAGCAGGCUUUUCAAGAAGACGCACAAGCAAAACACAGACAUCUUACUUUUCGAAGAUAGCUUGGUGCUUUACAAAGAAUACGUUGACGUUUCGUUGUAUUUGAUAGGCUCCGCUGAUGAAAACGAAUUGGUGCUACAACAAGCGUUUACAGCUGUCAAAGAUUCGAUAGAUUUGGUGCUGGUAACCGGUAUAGACAAAAAGAAUAUUUUGGAGCAUUAUGAUAUGGUGGCAUUAGCUAUUGACGAAACGGUGGACGACGGGAUCAUUUUGGAGACGGAUCCAGCCACAAUUGCUUCUCGUGUUACCAAGCCUCCGACGAAGGACAUCCCAAUCAAUAUUGAGCUAAGUGAGAAGGGUCUUCUAAGUGCUUGGGGCUUUGCUAAGAGCAAAUUGGCCGAAAGGCUGCAGCAGGGUUUGUAA